CUGCAGAGGCUGGGCGGGGCUCCUCGGCACUCGCGGGACGGUACCGCCCUCCGACCGCUCCCCCAGGCUUCUCUUCGGACCGUUAACCUCGAAUGAGGAACGAGCGGAGAGGGAAGGGAGGGGCUGCGGCGGCGCUGGCACAGCCCGCCGGGCCCGGGGCCGGGGGCGGCGAGGUCACGUAACGGCUGCUCUGGCGUCUGCCCGGGGAGGGGGCGCCCUCCCCGGCAGCCGGAGCCCUCCUGCGCGCGGCUCCGAAACAGUUACCGGCUCGUAAACAACAGCUGCGCGCGCACCCGCAUCAGCUGGCGCCGGGAUUCAGCACCUGCGACCUCCUCUUCCCCUCAUCCCCGCUGCCCCCUCCUGUUCAGCCCGGGCCAGCCUACGGGGCCGUCUCCUCUCUUGCUAGGACCCGAAGGAAGAACGGCGAGGGCCUGACCUGCGCCGCGGCCCUGGUCGGGGAGAAGGCGUCCUCCGGCAAAGGGGUGGCCCGUCCUGUCACACGCAGGAGAAACCCAGCGAGCAGACCGUGGGCUCGAUGGACUAGCAACGACCUGCCACGACCCUGAGCUGCAGUCCGAGGGGUCUCGAUCCGCUCGCUAGCCGCCCCCUCCCAGAUCCGAGGGACCGUUCUGCCCGAAGAGCGGGCGGGCCACCCCCGCAGACCUCUUGGAGACGAGAAUCCGCUCUGCCCCUGCAUCCUCUGCUCACCCUUUUCUCCUCAUUCUCCUGUAUCCAGUAGUGUGGGGUAUUUUUCUCGUUAUGCAUGCUCAUCUCUCCCACCAGACCCAAGUGGAUUAUUGGCCUCAAAAACAUCGGGUGACUCUCCACACACCUCCCAGCCAAACCUGUGGGGUAUUCACCUGAUACACAACAGGUGGCCGGGUGUACACCAUUUCGCAAUCUGAUCUGUGCUGUAUCCGCCUGAUAAGGGUGGGCCUGCGCGCACUUUGCUCAACUAGAACCGUGGGACAUUUACCAGAUAAAAAAGACUUAACUACCUCGGCGGAAACCUGGGGGUCGAGGGGAGAAACGCUUCACCAGCUUCUCUUGAGACCAUGGCGCUGGGGCCGCAGUGCUGGACCAGGGGAGAUAGCUAGAUAACUUUUUUUUUCCCCCCUGAAGAAAGGAAGUUACACGAGUUUGGCAUCGUUUUGUCUUUUUUCCUCCUUAAAUAUUUAAUGGUAGUGCACUUUCUGGGAUAGUCUGUUUGAAUUCUGAGAAGGAACUUUUUAUGGUGUAAAUCAAGGUUAUUGAGGUUUUUUUUAAGUUAUCUUUUCUAUUUUACAAUCAAAAGUAGCUAGCGUAGGAGGAAGGAUUUUGCGGGGGUUUCCUUUUUUCUUUGUUCUUAUAAAGGAAAAGAGAAAGAAUAAUGCAUCCUCCAGAAACCACCACCAAGAUGGCUUCAGUUCGGUUCAUGGUGACACCAACAAAGAUCGAUGACAUUCCUGGUUUGUCAGAUACCAGCCCGGACCUCAGCUCCCGGUCCAGUUCCCGAGUAAGAUUUAGCUCACGGGAAAGUGUGCCGGAAACAAGCCGGAGUGAGCCCAUGAGUGAGAUGUCCGGAGCCACCACUUCACUGGCAACUGUUGCUCUGGAUCCGGCUAGUGACCGGACUUCUAACCCCCAGGAUGUCACGGAGGACCCGAGUCAGAACUCCAUCACAGGGGAACACAGCCAGCUGUUAGAUGAUGGGCAUAAUAAGAAAGCUCGAAAUGCUUAUCUCAAUAAUUCCAAUUAUGAAGAAGGAGAUGAAUAUUUUGAUAAAAACCUGGCACUCUUUGAGGAAGAAAUGGACACAAGACCAAAGGUAUCUUCUCUCCUCAACCGUAUGGCCAAUUAUACUAAUCUGACACAAGGAGCGAAGGAACAUGAAGAGGCAGAGAACAUCACUGAGGGGAAAAAGAAGCCCACCAAGACCCCUCAAAUGGGUACUUUCAUGGGUGUCUACCUCCCCUGUCUACAAAAUAUUUUUGGAGUGAUCUUGUUUCUACGCCUUACAUGGGUUGUGGGCACGGCUGGCGUUCUUCAGGCCUUCGCAAUCGUCCUUAUCUGCUGCUGCUGUACAAUGUUGACUGCUAUCUCCAUGAGUGCCAUUGCCACUAAUGGAGUGGUGCCAGCUGGAGGCUCAUACUUUAUGAUUUCCCGGGCCCUGGGCCCAGAGUUUGGUGGGGCUGUUGGCCUCUGCUUUUAUCUUGGUACCACAUUUGCAGCAGCCAUGUAUAUCCUUGGUGCCAUUGAAAUUUUUCUGGUAUAUAUUGUCCCCCGAGCUGCCAUCUUUCGUAGCGAUGAUGCGCUCAAGGAAUCAGCAGCCAUGCUAAAUAACAUGCGUGUCUAUGGCACCGCGUUCUUGGUUCUCAUGGUAUUGGUGGUAUUCAUCGGUGUGCGCUAUGUGAACAAGUUUGCCUCACUUUUCCUGGCCUGUGUCAUUGUGUCCAUCUUGGCCAUCUAUGCUGGAGCCAUCAAGUCUUCUUUUGCCCCUCCACACUUCCCGGUCUGCAUGCUGGGUAACCGCACCCUUUCAUCAAGACACAUUGAUAUUUGCUCUAAGACCAAGGAAAUUAACAACAUGACAGUACCAUCAAGGUUAUGGGGCUUCUUCUGUAACUCAAGUCAGUUUUUCAAUGCCACCUGUGAUGAAUACUUUGUUCACAAUAAUGUCACUUCAAUCCAGGGCAUUCCUGGAUUGGCUAGUGGUGUCAUUACAGAGAAUCUUUGGAGUAAUUACCUACCAAAGGGAGAGAUCAUUGAAAAGCCCUCAGCCAAAUCUUCUGAUGUCUUGGGCAGCUUAAACCAUGAGUAUGUCCUUGUUGACAUCACCACCUCUUUUACUCUUCUGGUGGGGAUCUUCUUUCCUUCUGUCACAGGUAUCAUGGCUGGAUCAAACAGAUCUGGAGAUCUGAAAGAUGCUCAAAAGUCUAUUCCCAUUGGCACUAUUCUCGCCAUCCUGACCACCUCCUUUGUCUAUUUAAGCAAUGUUGUCCUUUUUGGUGCCUGUAUUGAAGGUGUUGUUCUCAGAGACAAGUUUGGGGAUGCUGUGAAAGGUAAUCUGGUGGUGGGUACCUUAUCUUGGCCAUCCCCAUGGGUGAUUGUUAUUGGCUCCUUCUUCUCCACAUGUGGGGCUGGACUUCAGAGUCUCACAGGUGCACCAAGGCUGCUCCAGGCUAUAGCCAAGGAUAACAUCAUACCCUUUCUGAGGGUUUUUGGUCACAGCAAAGCCAAUGGGGAACCUACCUGGGCUUUACUUCUAACUGCCGCCAUUGCAGAGCUGGGAAUCCUUAUCGCCUCCCUGGAUCUUGUGGCCCCAAUUCUUUCUAUGUUUUUCCUCAUGUGUUACCUCUUUGUGAACUUGGCAUGUGCCUUGCAAACAUUACUUCGAACACCCAACUGGAGACCCCGGUUUCGCUACUACCACUGGGCCCUCUCUUUCAUGGGAAUGAGUAUCUGUCUGGCUCUGAUGUUCAUUUCUUCCUGGUAUUACGCUAUUGUAGCUAUGGUGAUAGCUGGUAUGAUCUACAAGUACAUCGAGUACCAAGGAGCGGAGAAAGAAUGGGGUGAUGGAAUCCGUGGGCUGUCCCUCAGUGCAGCCCGAUUUGCUUUGCUUCGGCUGGAGGAAGGACCUCCACACACUAAAAACUGGAGGCCUCAGUUGCUUGUAUUGCUGAAACUAGAUGAAGACUUACACGUCAAGCAUCCUCGCCUCCUCACCUUUGCUUCACAGCUUAAAGCAGGAAAGGGCCUCACUAUUGUGGGCUCUGUUAUCGUGGGGAACUUCCUGGAGAACUACGGGGAAGCUCUAGCUGCUGAGCAGACCAUAAAGCAUCUAAUGGAGGCAGAGAAGGUGAAAGGGUUCUGCCAGCUGGUGGUGGCGGCCAAGCUGAGAGAGGGCAUUUCCCACCUCAUCCAGUCAUGUGGCCUUGGGGGCAUGAAGCACAACACCGUGGUGAUGGGAUGGCCUAAUGGCUGGCGCCAGAGUGAAGAUGCUCGAGCUUGGAAGACUUUUAUUGGCACAGUUCGAGUGACAACUGCUGCCCAUCUGGCCCUGCUGGUGGCUAAAAACAUCUCCUUCUUUCCCAGCAACGUGGAGCAGUUUUCUGAGGGCAACAUUGAUGUGUGGUGGAUUGUGCAUGAUGGGGGGAUGCUCAUGCUCUUACCAUUCCUACUUAAACAGCACAAGGUGUGGCGAAAAUGCAGCAUACGGAUCUUCACAGUAGCCCAGUUAGAAGACAAUAGUAUUCAGAUGAAGAAGGACCUGGCCACCUUCCUCUAUCACCUGCGCAUUGAGGCAGAGGUGGAGGUGGUGGAGAUGCAUGACAGUGACAUUUCAGCUUAUACUUAUGAGCGCACCCUGAUGAUGGAGCAGAGAUCCCAGAUGCUCCGGCACAUGCGACUGUCCAAAACCGAGCGGGACAGAGAGGCACAGUUGGUGAAAGACCGGAACUCAAUGCUGCGAUUGACCAGCAUUGGGUCUGAUGAGGAUGAAGAGACAGAAACCUAUCAGGAGAAGGUGCACAUGACUUGGACAAAAGACAAGUACAUGGCAUCCCGGGGACAAAAGGCCAAGUCGAUGGAAGGAUUCCAGGACCUGCUUAACAUGCGUCCGGACCAGUCCAAUGUGAGGAGGAUGCAUACAGCAGUGAAACUCAAUGAGGUUAUAGUUAACAAGUCCCAUGAAGCAAAGCUUGUUUUGUUGAAUAUGCCAGGGCCACCUCGAAACCCUGAGGGUGAUGAAAACUACAUGGAGUUCCUAGAAGUGCUUACCGAGGGACUAGAGCGAGUCCUCCUUGUCCGAGGUGGUGGCAGUGAAGUGAUCACCAUUUAUUCAUAAUCUACUCCUGAGUGACUCUGCUUGGCCUCACCUUUCCUAAAAGGCUUCCAUCCUUCGUGGAAGUGCCAGCUCUUUACUACUACUCCCAUCAAGUAGGCCUGGGUUCUGUACACAUCACACUGAACUCUUGACAGGCUGAGCCUCAAGUACUUGUGCAAAAAAAGUACAAAUAGUUCUGCUCUUUGCUGUCAUAUGAUCUGCCAUCCUUACAGAAGAAGCAAAUAUUCCCUCAACAUUGGAACACUGGUCAAGUCCUAAAAGCCAUGUCUGUCCCAGUUGAAGUCAAGUUAGAAUUAACAAGCUAAACCAAUAAAAAUGAAUUGGCAAAAGGGAUGCUAGAAAUUCAACUGAAGACCGAAAGCAAGUACAGGUCCAACAUUAAAGGGAAGUCUCAGAAGUCAUGGUCCAGUGAUGACACCAUGGUGGUAACAGCCAGAGGACACAGCUUCAUCAUACUAAAGAAAUCACAGCCAAGUGUAUGGGGACCUAACAUCCUUGUGGAGAUAACCUGUGGCAAACCAGGAUGAAAACCUUUUUUAGCUAAUUUUCUUUAAUGAAUCCACUGUUCUCCAGGACUCUGAUUUUCUGUUAGGGUACUAAUAUACAAAAACUGACACAUGGCUGCAGCCUUUACUUCUUCCUCCAAAAUAAGAUUCUCCCCAAAUACCAGGUUUAAGUACAUAUACUAUGUUGGUGUGUAUAUAUAUAUAUAUAUAUAUAUAUAUGUGUGUGUGUGUGUGUGUGUAUUUAUACACACACACACACACGUAGGUGUGUAUAUAUAUGUAUAUAUGUGUGUAUACAUAUACAUGCACAUACAUGUAUAUAUACAUGUAUAUAUACAUGUGUAUACACAUAUAUGUACAUGUAUAUAUACAUAUAUGUACAUGUAUAUGUAUACACACACACAUAUAUAUAUAUAUAUCAGCUGGUUCUCAAAAUCGAUUGUGGUUAAGAUUGUAAUACAGGCAUUAUUAUCCUGGAAAUUGUUUUUUAAAGUUGGAGUGGAAAAUUUUCUUUCAGGCUGUGUUCAAAUGGCCAAAUUAAGGUAACUCCAAAUGGUAGCUGUUAAGAUCUACUGAAACACAGUCUGUGGUUACCUAUGCGACAAGGGCAAACAUUAAAGUUGUUAUCUAGGAAACCUAGAUGAUGAUGCAUAGUGCCCAACAGUUUCUCCUCUCCCUUUUUUUUAUGCCCUCUGGGUUGGUAGGCAGGCAUAGGUCAAAAAUCAGGAACAAACACUAGGAAGACUGGCUGAAAUCCUUCCCCAAAAGCGUUGGACUGUCUUUUAAAGGGGGAAUCUAGCAAUGGGAUUUGAAGUUCCAGAGCCAUACUCCUUCCAUAGUGCCAAAGAUUGAGCUGCUGCUCCUCUCCCUACCUGCUUCACUAAAGUGGCAUAUGAUUGGCAUUGGCCUGAUUCAAGGAAUUUCUUUCACUAAGAAUCCUGUGGACUCAUUUCCAAAGCCAUAGCAAAGACUUGAGGCACUCACCUAAAUGCCCACAGUAUGAGCAGUUUUCUUUUCUCAAUUCUAUUCUUGUGACUGCAGAAACUUUGCUUUGAACUAAGAGUAUCCAAGCCAACAGUCUUCUGCUAUAACAGUUGUUUUCAGAAAGCUCUAAAUGUGUCAAGGAAAUACUUGUGCAAGCUUAGCUUUUUAUUUGCUCAUUUACUGGUCAUUAAAACACCUGGCUUUCAAGCAUAGGGAAACCACCUGGAGUAGUAAUUGCAAAUAUGUGAAAUGUUCAUUUCUUUUAUAGGAUAAGUAUUUAGAGAAACUAUCUUAACUGUAUUCAUGACUGAUUUUGAAUCACUUUAUUAAUGAUAAAUAGUGCCACUCUUUUUUGAUUACCCAAUAGGAUUUGGAGGAAGCAAACCUAGGUAUCAGCAGACUAUUCAUUUGACUGUUACGGGGCAGAGGAGAAAACUCUUCAGUAUGGCUUCAGAAAUUGAGUCAUUUUGUUCCCUUUGCUCUUUUUUCAACCUCAAGACCCAGUCAGGGUAGCAAAGCAGACACAAUCUUUAAGUCUUUUUCCUGCUCCUUCCUGCAGAGGGUAGAAGCAUUGUUUACAAUUUCCACCGUAAUACUCCAUUGUUGAAUUGAGUCCACAGUAGUGGAAUAGGUUCCUUAGGACCCAAGAUAUUGACACCCCAGUCUUUAAAGGUCAGCCUACCCAGGAAUUCCUCUACAUUUACACACAUCCUCUGGCCAAAGUAGUUGAUCUUUUUUUUUUUCCAUAUAGAAAAAAUAUGGGCAGAAAACAAGGUUUUAGAAGAGCUUUUUGUGGUUGGAGCUCUAUAAGAAUCUUUUAAAAGGGAUAACGGAGUUAGUGGCUACUAAUAACAGCCGCUACUUCAGCCCUUAAAACAUACAAUCACCAUUAUGUGGGAAAAUGGUUAUUAGGCCAGAUUUAAACUCAUCUCCGUCUAGAGCAUUUCAUGUCCGUGUGUUGCUUAUGUUGUUUGUCUGCAAAGUGUCUUGUCUCUUCUAAUCACUGCAAAUAAAGCAAUACUGAAAACUUGAUAAGAGAAUGCACCUUAGGGGAAGGGGCUUUUAUGUUUCAAGAAGGAAGAGAAAGGAAAGACCUCUUCCUGCCUUUUGAGUAAGAUUCAGCUUUUAAGUCUCAGCUAUGAUUUACCAGGGCAGAUUAUGACAAUAUCCAUUCUCCAGAUGCUGGCCCUCUGCCUUCUAAAGCUAUCUUAAAAGCUGAGGUUUGAAUUGCAGCAUCUGCUUGACAGAUGCCAGGUUCCUCUUGGCAGGGGAAAGAUCAUUACUGUGUAUCUUCCUUUGCCUCAGAUGGCUGUGGCCCCGACUAUCCCGCCAAUCCUCACGCCCCCUACAUGUGUUAAAAAUCCAUUAUUGUGGAUAUUAAAGUAGCGAUUACACUGUAAGCAUAUUUACGUGCCCUUUUUGUCUGGUUUAUUUUUCUUUUCAUCAUGUAUAAUCUGAAUCCAGCAUUAGUUUCUUACAUCUUCCACAAGUGUCUCCAACAGAAUUUUUAUGUUCCAGCUUGUGUUAAAUAGAAGUGAAAUAUUAAGGAAAAUAGAUUUAAGGGAAACUUGUGCAACUUUUUUUUAAGCAUUGUUCUCGACCAUUUAAUUUAUUGAAAGGAGCUGCUGCUGUGGUUCUCGAUUUAGCAGCGGCCAUUCUUUUGUUUACAUAGAGUUACAGUUUUAUUUGUUGUUUUGCUCUGUACUGGAAACAUAAAUAAAGUUUUCUACAUUAUUUUCA
Messenger RNA from Felis catus (domestic cat), 8055 nucleotides. It is a transcript of the gene SLC12A6, whose product is annotated as solute carrier family 12 member 6. Gene Ontology annotation, biological process: cell volume homeostasis; potassium ion homeostasis; potassium ion import across plasma membrane. The transcript has 25 exons. Bases 1370 to 4825 code for a protein of 1151 amino acids. Gene Ontology annotation, molecular function: potassium:chloride symporter activity. Lineage: Eukaryota; Metazoa; Chordata; Mammalia; Carnivora; Felidae. Gene Ontology annotation, cellular component: membrane. The record is from RefSeq and is a predicted model, not a curated record.